This is a messenger RNA of Mycotypha africana, 2331 nucleotides long. RefSeq names its product OPT oligopeptide transporter protein-domain-containing protein. The coding region runs from base 304 to 2331 and encodes 675 amino acids. Gene Ontology annotation, molecular function: oligopeptide transmembrane transporter activity. The transcript is spliced from 3 exons. Gene Ontology annotation, cellular component: fungal-type vacuole membrane. Lineage: Eukaryota; Fungi; Mucoromycota; Mucoromycetes; Mucorales; Mycotyphaceae. The record is from RefSeq and is a predicted model, not a curated record.
AGAUGUCAACCGAGAAUGAAGAUGAACAAGCGGUAGACAUCUUGACCACAGAUCCCCUCUGUUAGUAUUCAACUGGCUAUGGCAUAGGAAACAUUCUUCCCACAUGACAAAAAGCGGGCUAACGAAAUGCUCAUCUAGUUGUUAGAGAUGCAGGAGUCAGAGUAGUCAACAAACACUUGACAGUGAGAACAGCAACAAAUAAUAACGAAAAGUAUGAGAAAAGACACUAACUUAUUUACUUUGUCUCUUCUUGCGGAUGUGUAGUUGCGUUCAACAAUAGCUGGUCUAUUGAUUGGAACUAUCAUGUGCUUUUCGAACAUGUACUUUGGUCUACAAACAGGCUGGGUUUCCAUGAUGUCGCUUCAAGCUUCCAUGCUCGGCUUUUCUAUCUUCAAGCUGUUCUUCCCGAAACACAGCAGCGAUAAUCGACCUGACUUUGGGCCACAGGAAAACGUUUUCUUACAAACAGUAGCUGUAGCAACAGCUACCAUGCCUUUGGCAGCCGGUUUUGUAGGCAUCAUUCCUGCUCUGACUCAACUGUCCUGGUCGGAAGGAGGAGCUAUCCUUUUCCCGGCGUGGAAACUCGUUGUCUGGUCCUUGGGACUCUCAUUCAUUGGCGUUUUCUUCGCUGUUCCUCUAAGAAAAGAAACAAUCGUUCGAGAGCAAUUGCCUUUUCCUUCCGGCACAGCGACAGCACAAAUGAUAGAAGUAUUGCAUGAACAUCACGAACAGCAACAAAUGGAAGAGCAAGAACAGUUAUUGACACUUCGAAGAAGACAAGCUCGGCGCACGACAUCUUUACAACCAGGAAAUAACAAUGACGCGUUAGAUCAUGAUGGAUUUGAGCUUUCAACCUUACACUUGGAUGCGCCUUCCUCAUUUUUCGAUGAAGCAGAAGAUGACGAAGAGAUUGAUACAGUUUUUGCUAUGCAUGAACAUCAUCAGUCGUGGUCCAUCAAAAUGAAAGCAUUCGUAUCGUCGUUUGCAGUAUCCUCUACUUUUACGCUGGCUUCGUAUUUCUUUCCAGUAUUAUAUGCACUUCCUGUUUUUAAUUGGUUAACUUUGAAUAGGAUUGACUUUAGAUCUUGGGAAUGGUAUUUUACACCUAGUUUAAGUUACAUCGGUCAAGGCAUGAUCAUGGGGCUUCCAGUGACACUCUCCAUGUUAGCAGGCUGCAUCGUGGGUUGGGGCCUCCUAUCACCUUUAGCUUACUUUUCCGGUUGGGCACCAGGUUCUAUUGAUGACUGGCAAUCAGGUGCCAAGGGCUGGAUUCUGUGGAUAUCAUUAGGUAUUAUGAUUUCGGAAUCGAUUAUUUCGCUGUUUGUUACACUUUUCAAGCAACUGUAUACCACCAUCAACACAAAGUUCAGACAUGCCUAUACGAGCAUUCAGCAAUCAAACCAGGAAGAAUCAUUAGAAGACGAGUUCAAUGGAGUCAAACCAAACGAUAAGGACAAGCCAAUCGAAGAUGCUCCUCCAGACCAGCAAGUGCCACCUUAUAUGAUCAUUUUUGGUUUAUUAGCUUCUGUUGUUUUGUGCGUAGGCUCUGUCCAUAUGGUCUUUGGCGAUAACGUGAUGCCUGUUUCUAUGACCCUUUUGAGUAUUUUAUUUGCUCUCUUUCUAAGUAUUCUUGGUGUCCGCGCACUAGGAGAAACGGAUCUCAAUCCCGUCAGUGGUAUUGGUAAAGUCAGUCAAGUGGCAUUUGCUGCCUUCAUGCCUGGUAACAUUGUCGCAAACCUCAUAGCAGGUGGAGUUGCAGAAGCAGCCGCUCAACAAGCAGGCGAUCUCAUGCAAGACCUUAAAACAGGCUAUUUACUUCAUGCUUCUCCUAAAGCACAAUUUUAUGGCCAGCUUAUCGGAUCAUUGCUUAGUUCGUUUAUAGCAACAGGUGCGUAUUUAAUGUAUACUUCUACUUAUACCAUUCCUGGGCCCCAAUUUUCUGUUCCUACUGCUCAAGUGUGGUUGGAUAUGGCAAGACUCGUCAAUGGGCACCCGUUGCCUCCCCAUGUGUAUGAAUUUAUCGUUUCAUUUGCUAUCCUCUUCGGCCUUCUUGUGAUUUUGAAGGCGAUGGAAGAUCGUCUCAGAUGGGUUAAAAAAUGGAGCUGGUUGUUUCCUCAAGGUAUUGCUUUUGCUGUGGGAAUCUACAAUCCACCAAGUUUUACGUUGGCAAGAGUGAUGGGUGGUAUUACCUGUCAUAUAUGGAAUCGAUAUUGUGAAAAGCCGAAUGACACGGUCAUCAUCAUUAUAGCCAGCGGUUUCGUUUUAGGUGAAGGAACAUGUGCUAUUGUAAAUAUGCUUUUAUACGCUCUAAGUGUCCCACACUUUUCAUAA